Messenger RNA from Serinus canaria (Common canary), 2334 nucleotides. RefSeq names its product mediator complex subunit 17 (gene MED17). The transcript has 12 exons. Gene Ontology annotation, molecular function: transcription coregulator activity. NCBI's taxonomy places the organism in Eukaryota, Metazoa, Chordata, Aves, Passeriformes, Fringillidae. Gene Ontology annotation, biological process: regulation of transcription by RNA polymerase II. Bases 63 to 2042 code for a protein of 659 amino acids. The record is from RefSeq and is a predicted model, not a curated record. Gene Ontology annotation, cellular component: core mediator complex; mediator complex.
GCGCUGGCCCCGCCCCCUGCCGGGCCCGCCCCCCGCCGAGUGCGGGCGGGGGUCGCUCCAAGAUGGCGGGCGUGCCGGCCGUGCGCAUCAGCAUCGAGUCGGCGUGCGAGAAGCAGGUGCAGGAGGUGGGGCUGGAUGGCAGCGAGACCUACCUCCAGCCGCUCUCCAUGUCCCAGAACCUGGCGCGCCUAGCGCAGCGCAUCGACUUCAGCCAGGGCUCUGGCUCCGAGGAGGACGAGCCGGGCUCGGCGGGCCGGCCCUGGGCCGAGCCGGGCGAGACGGAGGAUGAGGAAGGGUUGGUAAAGUUCCAGCCAUCCCUAUGGCCUUGGGAUUCAGUGAGGAACAACUUAAGAAGUGCCUUGACUGAGAUGUGUGUGUUGUAUGACGUUCUUAGCAUUGUGAAGGAUAAAAAGUUCAUGACUCUAGAUCCAGUCGGGCAGGAUCCCCUUCCUCCAAAACAAAAUCCUCAGUUUCUACAGCUAAUUUCAAAAAAGAAGUCAUUAGCUGGAGCAGCUCAGAUCCUGUUGAAAGGUGCAGAAAGAUUAUCCAAAUCAGUUGCUGAAAAUCAGGAAAAUAAGCGACAAAGAGACUUCAAUUCUGAACUGCUAAGAUUGAGACAACACUGGAAGCUGAGAAAAGUGGGAGAUAAAAUUCUUGGUGAUCUGAGCUACAGAAGUGCAGGCUCCCUUUUUCUUCAUCAUGGCACGUUUGAGGUGAUAAAGAACACUGACAUUGACCUGGAUAAAAAAAUACCUGAGGAUUACUGUCCGUUGGAUGUUCAAAUUCCAAGUGAUUUAGAGGGAUCAGCAUACAUCAAGGUUUCUAUUCAAAAACAAGCACCAGACAUUGGUGACCUCGGGACAGUCAAUCUCUUUAAAAGACCCUUGCCAAAAUCAAAACCAGGUUCUGCACACUGGCAGACAAAGUUGGAGACGGCACAGAACGUUCUUCUAUGUAAAGAAAUUUUUGCCCAGCUCUCACGAGAAGCUGUUCAAAUUAAAUCACAGAUUCCUCACAUUGUAGUGAAAAAUCAGAUAAUCUCCCAGCCUUUCCCAGGUUUGCAGCUAUCUAUUUCUCUGUGUCACUCUUCUAAUGAUAAAAAGUCACAAAAGGCUGCUUCUGAAAAACAGAAUCCAGAGGAUCAUCUCUAUGUUCUGGAACAUAAUUUGCAUCAGCUUAUCAGAGAGAUACAUUAUUUGGUGCCGUCCUUUUAUAACACAUGUUGGUUGUUGCAGUGCCACAAGCAAACCCUGAGCUCGACAGUGAUGCCACAUCCAGCUAGUGCACCUUUUGGCCAUAAGAGAAUGAGACUUGCAGGGCCCCAGGCUUUUGAUAAAAAUGAAAUCAGUUCUUUACAGUCAAAUGAAGGACUUCUGGAAAAGAUCAUAAAACAGGCAAAGCAUAUAUUUUUAAGACGAAGAACUGCUCGAACCAUUGACAGUCUGGCAAGUCGUAUUGAGGAUCCUCAGAUUCAGGCUCACUGGUCCAAUAUCAAUGAUGUUUAUGAAUCCAGUGUUAAAGUUCUAAUAACUUCUCAAGGAUAUGAGCAGAUAUGCAAAUCUAUUCAACUACAGCUGAACAUUGGAGUUGAACAAAUCAGAGUUGUGCAUAGAGAUGGAAGAGUUAUUACAUUGUCCCAUCAAGAGCAAGAACUGCAGGAUUUCCUUUUAUCUCAGAUGUCACAGCACCAAGUACAUGCAGUUCAGCAGCUUGCAAAAGUUAUGGGAUGGCAUGUGCUGAGUUUCAGUAAUCAUGUUGGUCUGGGACCAGUGGAGAGCAUUGGCAAUGCAUCAGCAAUAACUGUAGCAUCACCAAAUGGAGACUAUGCCAUUUCAGUCCGUAACGGUCCGGAAAGCGGCAGCAAAGUCAUGGUUCAGUUUCCACGGAGCCAGUGCAAGGAUCUCCCCAAGGGCGAUGUCCUGCAGGACAGCAAGUGGAAUCAUCUCCGGGGGCCAUUCAAGGAGGUGCAGUGGAAUAAAAUGGAAGGGCGUAACUUUGUAUAUAAAAUGGAACUCCUGAUGGCUGCCCUAACUCCUUGCUAGUGAAGCAUCAGCUCUCUCUGAGGCUUUGAACUGUCCCUGUGCAGUGGUAACUGCCAGUGCAGCAAAGGGAAAUGGGAGCUAUGGGCUAAUACAAGAAAACAAAAUCAAAUUUAUUUCCUUUACAGAAAUAACCAUUUUGGUAUUUGUAAUAACACCUUUUUCAGUGGCAUAUAAAAUACAUACAUUGUAAAAGUUCCUUUCAGCUGUAUCUUUGAAAUUUGCUCUGUCCAGAGUGACAUAGAUGAGUAAUUAAUGUAUUUUUGUUUAUAAAAUUAAAUUUGGUAGUCCUUGA